This is a messenger RNA of Folsomia candida, 5513 nucleotides long. RefSeq names its product protein cramped-like (gene crm). Lineage: Eukaryota; Metazoa; Arthropoda; Collembola; Entomobryomorpha; Isotomidae. Gene Ontology annotation, biological process: pattern specification process. Gene Ontology annotation, cellular component: nucleus. Gene Ontology annotation, molecular function: chromatin binding. Bases 359 to 4072 code for a protein of 1237 amino acids. The record is from RefSeq and is a predicted model, not a curated record. The transcript is spliced from 10 exons.
GGAAAUGGACACGAAAUUCGAAGGUGGAAAAAGUCCCUCUGAGAAAGAAAGACUGAAAUGAAAACAUCUCCGUCGCACUCAAAAACAGCAACACCACCAAAUAUGGGCACUCUACUCCUCUCCCCAGAACAAGGAGGCAAUUAAAUACCCCCCACGACUGGAACGGGAACACCCACCCAUUGAUAACACCUUAUCCACAUCAACUUUAUACGCGGAUAUCAAAAACGACAGGUGGACGAGUCGUUUUGGUUGGUGUCGUAGGAGACGACGAUUGUUGAAAAUGUAGCGAGGAAAUUUUCAAACUGAUAUUCAACCGAGGAAGAAGAAGAAGCUGAAGGGGUUGAAUAAAAGUAUAAACAUGGGAAAGCGAAAGAGAAGUGGAAGUUUUUCAAAGUCGGAUGAUCCAGGAGGGGCCAAACGGAGUGAUGCAGAAGACAGUCAAGAAGAGUUGGAUGGGGAAACUGCUGCUUGCUCAACAAAAGGGGCUACUCCUGGGGGAGUGGGUACGCGGUGCAGUGCAAGGGUCCAGGAAAAGCAAGAAAAAUUGCGUAGAGAAUCUUCCCCUAGUAAACAAAUUCUUCCACUUGAGGUGAACUGUUCUUCCUCAGCGACUGGUAGCAACGUGGCUUCAGCAGUUUCAAAAGGAAGUGUCAAGAAUCCGUCUCCCAACAAUGACAACGCACCAACAUCCAACGAGGUAGGGGCCAGUAGUCAGAUGGGCCCAGCUUUAGAAGAGAAACGAAAAAAGAGGACAUGGGAAUUGUGGAGUAUCGAAGACAAACAACUAUUUUUUGAAGCUCUUAAUGAAAAUGGAAAAGACUUUGACGCUAUUCAAAACUAUUUGGCUUCAAAAGCCAAGUCUAGAAAGUCUGGUGCUUGUGGACAAUACGCUCCCAAGAAUAAGGACCAAGUUCGUCAUUUUUAUUACAGAACGUGGAAUAAGAUCUCAAAAUAUCUCAGAUUUCCUGAUGGAAUGAAAAAAGCCAAUCAAGAGUUGUACGGAUUAAUCAAUUAUGGUGAGUUACGUAAGAAGCAACGAAUACUAAAUUCCAAGACUGCUACCAAGUUGUGCGAACUAGUGGAGAACGGAAUUACGUCAAUUAAAUUUCGAGGAAAGACUUGCCGAAUUAAGACUCCCGUAUGCCGUGCACUCAAGCGGUUGAACGGACUGGACGAUGUCGAGCAUACAAGAGUCCCUCAUAAAGUUAGUGUGGAGUUCAUUCCUAGAGAUGGAAAAACUUGGAGAUCUAUUCAAAGUGUGUCUCAGAACCCUAGGAUAAAAAUUGUCGCAAGCCUGCAAAGGACAUUUUCUUCCAUUAUAUCAUACUUGGAGAACAAAUGGAAGAGGAAGGAUGAUCGAUUGAAGGAACAAUUUUCGUCUGUGUUUGGAAAAGCACCUACGAGGCUCAGAAUUAUCCCAGAUCGUCGAGAUUUCAACAUCCCUUUAUAUCGGGUUGCUGAAAAUACUAACUCGGCAACAAUUUGCCUUCGAUCUUACAAGAAGAAUGUUUUAGUCUGUGAAACUCAAGAUGAGAAUGAAACCAGCUCAAAAAUUAAACGUAAGAGGAAACAGUCUGGAGGAGGAGUAGGAGCAAGUGGUGGCGGUGGUAAUAACAUCCCGAGUUGUUCAACUGAUACUCCGGUGGUAUCUGCAAAAUGUCUAGUUCCUUUCGAGUAUCCUAUGGACCCUGAAGAAACCAGUGAUGCAGAAUCACAGUCUGCUCUUCUUUUCCCUCUAGCUUCAGAAGAUUUACAGUCAAAUUUUCGGGACGACCAAGUUUAUUUUUUAGCGGAGCAAUCGGAUGAAAAUGCUCUAUCUACAAAAGACGAAAUCUUUUCAAGACACUUUAAAAAUAUUGAAGACUAUACAAAUGUCUUUCGUGAUAUAGGAUAUCCUGCAGAUGAGAACCAAAACGGCGAGAUUAAUCAUUUACAACAAACUGAAACAGACAAUGAUGACGUGGAGCAUGAGCUUGAUGAAGCCCCAGAAGAAAAAUUUCCUGAAGUGGAGGCGAAACCCGUGAAAACGGAAAAGUUUAUUUCUCAUCUUUGGGACGAAGAUCAAGUUCGGCGAGGUUGGACUGCAGAAGAGACAGGAACGAUGACAGUUGGAGAAGUUUACCUUAUGUUGGGACAAACCGAAAAAAUAAGUUUCGAGUACUUUUGGGAUGGCCCCGACAGCUUAGAGGAUGUUCGAACUCACAGUUUGCUAGAAAAACUAAUUAUGACUGCAACUUUUCUCCGGAAAAAGAAAACUCCAAGAUCUAAAGCGACGACUAUCUUAAACGCCUCGAUAAAAUGUGGGGCUCAACUGAAAUGCUCUACAUGUGGUGUGAAGAUAGAAGUACCUGCCAAUCUUUCUUGCUCCACCAAAACAUGUUCAGCGUCUGGUACUGCAUCAUCUAUUAAUGCUGUUCCCAAUACAGCACAACCUCCGCUACUUGUACCUAGGCUCAAAAGUAAUGCACCUCUUAGCACAAGCACAACGAACGGCAAGCAAUUGUCACUGUUCCCCCCACCACAAGCCAUACUAUCUGCCGAACCAAAUGUAGCUUUAACAAUUCCAUCCAACAUGGACAAACUGUCAGUCAGUGCCACCUCAUCUUCCUCUUGCGAGUUCACUGGAUCCAAACAAGAAUUAUCUGAUCUAGACAAGUCACUUUGUUUGAGUAGGUUUAUAAUACCAAAAACAGAGCCCGGUAACCUAACAGAUAACCAAAUGAGAUUUAAAACGUCAGAAACUUUAGAUGAAGGAAUUUCACCGGUGAAUGGACUUCCUAAUCAACAUCAAAUUUAUAAUAACGGUCAGAGCUGUACAACUACUCUAAUGCCGUAUGCUACUCAGAAUAGUUCCACGGCAAAUAAUGACAAUUGCCUCAUCGAACUUUGUUCUUUGGCAACUAACAAAUGUAAUAAUCCAAAUAUUUCGCAAAAUAUUACGGCCACAUUACUACCACCUUCUUCCUGCAUGGUAAGAAAUCCAUCCGGCACGGUCUCCAUCGUAUCUCAACAAGAACUUGGUAAAAGAAAGAACUCAGAUUUCAUUCCCCGUGGCAAAACAGAGCAAAUAACAUUUCAUAGGCCUACUACACAUCUGAGAACACUGGAGCCUGCAAAACUUCCUCCCGAUGUAGAAUUCCCUCCUCCAAAGCCAUUCUUAGACUUACCUAAAGGAAACCGUAGACUGGGCAGACGACCAAAUUUCAAAAGAGUAGUUAUUCCUCGUGUGCUUCCACUUUUACCAAAAACUCCUGCUACAACUUCUACAAUGUCCGUCAUGACAUCACUGGCAGAGAAUGUGUCUACUACCAUUUCUUCAAGUUUUAUUAAUGUCCUUCCCGUGCGAGGACUAUCCAUCAUUUCUUGUGCAGAACAACAAAGGGAAAUCAUACAUUCUACUACUGAAGCUAAACCGACUACAACGACCAUCAUAACUGUAACACCACCAGACAACAACAAUCCACAGGGGAUCAACUCGAUGAAACUAGGAUAUCCAACGGAUCCAUCACCAUCAUCAUCCACUAAACCAACGACGCCUCGCAAGGCAGAGGCAGCUGGAUACGAAAUAUUUAUGAACGUUGCUGGAACGUUGAGUUGCAGUUCCACAGAUUUCGAAGAUUUGCUUAAAUUGAAGCGAAAUGAAGGGAACAACAAUUUAAAUGCUGGUGAUGUUGAUUCAAUCUCUCUCUCAUCAUUCAUGGAAAUCUCACUUCCAGAGUCAGCAAAAAUGACUGCAAAUGAAAUGAAUAUUGACGAUCUGGAUAAUUCAAACAUUAGUUUGAGUAUGAUACGUUUGGAAAAGGAUACUCCUCCUAAGGAUCUCAUUACUCCAGAUUCAUCCCCAACAAAACGGGUUUUGAUCGGAGGACCCUGUGGAUCUGAUUUAAUGCCAGACUUUGACAAAACCUGGUCUAUGGAUGGUGGAGAUUUAUCUCUCAGCAACUUCUUUCAUUUCGAUUCUCAAAGAAGUAAUGCUUCUGAGACUCCAGAGAAUGAAGUCAAUUUUCAAGCUAUUUUGGAUGAUGGAAGUCUAGACUUUUCCUCCAAACUUCUCCCUGAUGUCAGACGAUAGAAAAUAAUAGUACAAAUUUCGCGCUUCGACUUCCACUACAGAAACGCGCAACUUUCGAUAUCAGAUAUCAAUAAUGCAAUCAUUUUUUGGCCCGAGUCAGGGCUAACGUCGCGACUGUCUUGUCUGAGACAUGAUAGAACAAAAAAUUUUCCCAUAAGGUCUCAGCUCGAAAUUUCCUUCUACCUUUGUUAUUUAAUGACAAAUGUAAAAGAAAAUUUCAAUUUUUAAAUCAUUUCAAGGACCUGAACCACACUGGUUUGUACCCUAUAUUCGUUGAUUUUUAGUAUAUCUUGGCAAUAUGCUCUUAUUUAUUUAUCAGAUUUUGAAUGCAAUUGGUUUAUAACCGGCAGCCUCAUUACUGGUUUUUGUGUAGCUCCAAAUAGUCAGUGACUCUGAACCUUUUUCUUUUAGAUAAGAAAAUUGAAAAUCAAACACGGGAAUUUCAUAGAAAGAGAAUAUUACGUAACCAUUUUUAAGCAACCAUUUUUGUCGAAACGGAUAAGUAGAAUGAAGGCUGACUCGGGCUACAUGAAGACUGCACUGGAGGUUGUAAUAUUUUACAGUGAUUUGCGUAUUUUUAUCACGUUAAUCACUGUUUUCCUCAAUUAUAUUCUUCGAAAUAUUCAAGUCAUUAUAGCAUUAUCAGCUACUACACUCCGCUUUUGUGAAUAAUCUAAAGAAAAGGCAGGCAUACAGCCUCAAAUAAUAAUUUCCUACCGAACCCUGCCUUGUGGUGCCUCUAUCUACUCCUCAAAGUCAACAAAUUUCAAGUAUAAUAUUUAAUAAGUUUAGUUAGUUUCAAUGUUGUCCACCGCAUUUGAAUGUCCCAUUAUUAGUCUGAAUCUGAAAAGUAUUAACCUCAUUUAUGAUAUUAUUGGUACAUUGUUACAUACAUAUUUUCACAAUUUAAUUGUUACACACAUAAGAAUGUAUUCCUUAAACUUUUUUCUGGUUAUAGGGUUAUAUUUGUUUUGGUCUCACCACGCUUGCAAUUAUGGUGUUUCUUAAUACUUAAUUGUCAUCGUACUUGUACUUUACUGUUUUUGUUAAAGGCUAUACUGUUACUAGCUAAAUAUCCAUUUAUUUAUGUACUAAUUACUUAUCUGUUCAAAUACUUGCACCACACAGCGAUUACUAAAACUUAUCGUCAUACUUACAUGGAACGUUUCGACUCGGUGCUCAAGUCCUACCAGAAGAUUAAUUUACGCAUAAUAUCAAGUUAGUUAAAAGUGUUUUUCAUGGCAGGCUGUAAUAAAUUGUAAGUGUAAGGACUUACUACUGGCCUACUUAAUUAGUUCUAAGAACACAAUAAUGUUUAUAUGCAAUAAUAACCGCUAUGCAAGUUUAAAUGGUAAAACAAACGCGAUUCCGUGAUUUUAUACAAUUUUUUCAAAUUUGGUGAAAAUAAAUUGCCGUAAAUGAAUUAUGAAAUUUAAAAAAA